UGGGUGUGGCCCAGAGCAUGCGGGACCGGUCCCCCAGGGUGCUGCAGACGGCCCCUAAGGUCAUGGGGGCCUCGGCCGGGUCUCUGGUGGCUGCUGCCGUAGUCUGUGGCUCCAGUCUGGACAUGGUGCGUGAUGAGAUGCUGAGGUUUGCGCGGCAGAUGAGGGGCCGUGUCCUGGGGCCGCUGCACCCUGCGGGGAACGUGUCUGUGUGGAUAGAACGUAUGCUGCGUCUCAUGUUACCGGCCGACGCCCACAUCAGGGCCAGCGGACGCCUGGCCAUCGCCAUGACACGCAUCCCAGAUGGACAGAACAUCAUGGUGUCAAAGUUCACAUCCCGAGAAGACGUGGUGCAG
Molecule: messenger RNA, 353 nt
Organism: Oncorhynchus gorbuscha (pink salmon)
Lineage: Eukaryota; Metazoa; Chordata; Actinopteri; Salmoniformes; Salmonidae
Product: patatin-like phospholipase domain-containing protein 2
Exons: 2
Biological process (GO): triglyceride catabolic process; lipid homeostasis
Cellular component (GO): membrane; lipid droplet; cytoplasm
Molecular function (GO): triacylglycerol lipase activity
Source: RefSeq, a predicted model, not a curated record